AAUAAAGCUUCUGCUAUGCAGCUAUCAUUUUCCUCCCUCAAAAGAUCAAAGCUUUAAACUGUAAAAAUAAAAGAGUUCUGCUUUGUAUUUGUUUUGGUUCAAUAAGGGAUGUCUCUGUAAGUUGAUUUCCUCGAAAGGAGGGGGAGCUGGAUCUAUAGGAGGAAACUUUUGCAGACUAUGCGUUCGUCGUUGGUGGCAUUGUGCUUAUUGCUCCUCGUCGUGGAUUUCAGCUCGACCACAGUAGCGGCAACAGCAGAAGUGCAAGAUGGUCCAGUUGAGAUGGUGGAAGCUGCCGUCGGCCAUGGAUUGACGCUGCAGUGUCACCUGCCCGACGUGGCCAAUGUGUCCAGUGCUGUGACAGUGCGCUGGGAGAGAUGGGCAACGUACCAUGGCGCCGGUCCCGACGCCAAUGAGUCGAAGCCCCGGACUGGCGAGAGCCUCGUCGUAGCACGGCGUCGCCGCCGCCGCCGCCACCACCACCACCACCGCCGUCGCUCCCGCCGCCUGAUCCAUCAGGGCUCCGCAUUGCGCUUCGCAUCCAUUUCAGAAGCAGACGAGGGACUGUACAGGUGUGUCGGAUCCAGCAGCAGCAGCAGCUUCAUCGAUAGCGCGUCUGUUGACGAAGGUGGAAGAGGAGAGUUGGACGACCCUGGAUCCUUGAUACUCGAUCAGCCCGACGACGCUGAUAACGUUACCAUCGUUUCAGCCAUUAACGACACCGAGCAACAAAGCGGAGUAGUAACGAGUCCAUCAACUGAUGGUUAUGGUGGUGAUGGUGGUGAUGAUCCCCGUGUUAUAACAACUUCCACCCUCUCGUCCACGCCCGUCUACGGAUCUUUCAUCUACUUGCGCGUUCAAGUUGCCGCCGUCCUGACUGACUACCCGGAAUCGCCCGUUUUGAUUCACCCGCUGAGGCAACAGCGACGCAAGCAGAGACUCAAGUGUUUGGCGUUCGGCCAUCCGACGCCCGUCAUCCAUUGGCGAAUCAACAACAACGAGAGUCUCCACCAGCAGGUGCGCUUGGUCGAGGAGGCGGACGACGAGCCAAUAAGACGGCCUCAACGAGGUUACAUCCGCUCCGUAGUUGCAAUUGACUGGGAGAGCAGUCGACAGGGCGACCAAGAAAACGACCAGGACCAGGACCGGAACGACAACGACGACGACGACGACGACAACUGGCAACAGACGGUGAACGUGACUUGCUCGGCUAGCAACACCAUCGCCCGUCAAACGCACACCGACACGCGAAUGUUCAACUUGGAGCGAGUCCGUCCAGGCGACGUCAGAGGUGAACAGGAGGAUGAAGCCAACGACAGUCAGGCCGGCGCCGGCUAUUGCGGACGCUACACGGGCAACAUUUGCCGGGGACAGCUGAGCAAUCCGGCCUCCGUGUGGUACAACAUCAGCAGCAACGACCAGACGGGCGGCUGGCUCAACGAGCAGCUCGUCCACGGACUCUGGGACGAAGUUGUCAAUACUCUGCGGGAGCCUUGUAAAUCAGCGGCCAAGUUGUGUGGUCACCGUGAAUCAUUGAUUAUAUCCUGCCGAUCCGAUCCAUCCCGACAGAAAUUGCUGUGCUUGUACGCUUUCCCCGAGUGUCACCUGGACGAGGAUGGAUUCGCCAGAAAGUUGCCGCUCUGCUACGAGGAUUGUAUGGCGACGAGGCAGCUCUUUUGCGUCGACGACUGGGCCCAGCUGGAAAGCAACAAACAGCGCGGCUUCUACUUGGGAUCGCGUGGGCAUUUCCGGCUGCCCAAAUGCGAGAAGCUGCCCAGGAUGGGCUCAAGGAGCUUUUUCAUGUCCAGCAGCCACAGCGGCAGCAAGUACGGCCAGGAUCCGCCGAGUUGCUCGCGAGCCCAUUUGACUCAGCUCGUUCCAGCCGAAGUGACCACUUCGUGCAUCAAAGGACGCGGCCGCUUCUACCAAGGAAACGUGAGCGUGACUCGAGAUGGGAUUGCAUGCCAGCGCUGGGAUGCCCAGGAGCCGCACUCGCACAACCGUCCGCCACUCAACAUUUUCCCUGAAAUGCAGGGCGCCGAGAAUUUCUGCCGGAACGCCGGCGGAGAAGAGCCCCGUCCUUGGUGUUACACCACCGAUCCUUUGGUCCGGUGGCAGCCCUGUGACAUCCCGCAAUGCGGUCAUUCAGAGGUUGAAGUGACUCUCCUUCCGAUGGAAGCCACUUUUACGCCGGGAUUCGUUCUCCUUUUGGCCGGCGUCGGUUUCCUUUCGUUACUCAUCUUCCUCCUGUUUCUACUGCUCUGCCAGAGGGCCUUCAAGCACAAACAAGGCUACCAGCUCUCCUCAUUACAAAAAGAAUCGAUCGACCUGCAAAAGCUGCGAGACAACUCGACGUACCAGUGUGUCGGAGCCCGGAUCGAUCCAUCGCUAGAGAAACUGGAAUAUCCCCGCAACGACAUUAUCUACAUCAGAGACAUUGGCCAGGGAGCAUUCGGCCGGGUGUUUCAAGCCAAAGCUCCGAAUCUGGUCAAAGGUGAGGCCUGCACCAUUGUGGCCGUCAAGACGCUGAAGGAGGAGGCCGACGAUGAAAUGUGCGCCAAUUUCGAGAAGGAGGCCUGCCUAUUGGCCGAGCUGGAUCAUCCCAACAUAAUCGGCUUGCUGGGCGUCUGCGCCGUCGGCAAGCCCAUGUGUCUCCUGCUGGAAUUUAUGGAGCUGGGCGACCUGAGACAAUACUUGCGCUCCUGCUGCCCGUCCAAUUACAUCGCCAUGCCCGAGUCGUUGGCCGGCGGAUCGUCCGGCGACAUCAAAGACGUCAAACUCUCGGCCGCCGAUUUGACGAGCAUGGGCCGCCAAAUCGCCGACGGAAUGGUAUACCUCUCGCAGAGGGGCUUCGUCCACCGUGACCUGGCCACCCGCAACUGCCUGGUCAGCUCCAACGGGCCGCCCAGCAGCGGCGGAGGCGUCACCGUCAAGAUCGCCGACUUUGGCCUGUCGCAGCGCGUCCACUGGCAGCAGUACUACUACACGGGGACGGACAACGAUGCCAUACCCAUCCGCUGGAUGCCGCUGGAGAGCAUCAUCUUCAACCGCUACACCACGUCGUCGGAUGUCUGGGCCUUUGGCGUCUGCCUCUGGGAGAUCUUCUCCUACGCCCAGCAGCCCUACCACGGAAUGUCUCACGAGGAAGUCGUCCGCUACUUGCAGACCGGCGGAAUGCUCCAGCCGCCGGCCCACGCGUCCUGUGCCAUUUACGCCGUCAUGCGCUCCUGCUGGCACAGCUCAGCCGGAGAGCGGCCCAGCUUCGUUGACCUGCACGACGAGCUUGUGGCUAUUGAAGAAGCACUUUGUUGCCAACCUCGUCCCGAUACUGAUCCACCUCCCGUUCACCUUUGAAUUUUUUUUGUUUUCUAGAAAUGAAGAAAGAAAAUUAAAACGACAUCUUUAAAAACCCUACCAGUCCUUUUUUCAACAACAAAAAAAAAUGCCCAUUAUAUUUAAAUUACUUUGAAAUCUUUUUUUCAAUCGAGCACUCGUGUAACACUGCACAACCUCAAUCAUAUCAUAUUUCUAUUGUCUCUUUUUUUUGAGGGGGGUGGGGAGAGGGGGGUUGGGGUUUUUUUUUUCUCAGUCAUAGCUCGCCUUUGGCUACCGCAUUUGUUUGUGCUUAUCGAGCGAGGAAAAAUAAGAGUCUCUGUGGGAUCUGAUGUGCAUCUAGCGUUUAUAUUGUGUGUGUCCCUUUUGUUCUUUUCUGGUAGGAGAAGAAAUAUUCAUCAUUUGAAAAGAAAAAAAAAUAACUUGAGCCAAGAUCUCUUUCGACAAAGUCAGCUUUUCACUUUUUGGGUUUUUUGUUUCAGUUUUUGGUGUGUUUCUUUUCGUUUGUUUUCGCUGUGUCGUGCAUACCGUACACCAUUGGUAACAGUUGUCUAAUAAGUAAACAUGUUGCAAUUAUCUUAUCUAUCUUGCAGGGCAGAGAGAUGGAUGUAUCAACUCACUGUUAGUCAAUAUACUCUUUUUUUGCAGUA
Molecule: messenger RNA, 3980 nt
Organism: Daphnia pulicaria
Lineage: Eukaryota; Metazoa; Arthropoda; Branchiopoda; Diplostraca; Daphniidae
Product: tyrosine-protein kinase transmembrane receptor Ror2-like
Exons: 12
Coding region: 178-3351 (1057 amino acids)
Biological process (GO): multicellular organism development; protein phosphorylation; positive regulation of kinase activity
Cellular component (GO): signaling receptor complex
Molecular function (GO): ATP binding; transmembrane receptor protein tyrosine kinase activity; protein binding
Source: RefSeq, a predicted model, not a curated record